AUGAUUUCCAGGUCUUCAUCAUAUGGUCCCAUGGAUAAUUACAUAGUUUGGCCUUUAUCUACAAAUGAUCAAAAAAAAUUUAAUGCCUUAUUACUUAGACUUGAAGUUUCUUGUGUAUGGGUAUUAUCAUGCGUUAAUAAACCGGAAGCUAAAGAAUUUUUCAAUUUUUUGAAUCCUUCUUUCAAAUUACCAGAUUGUCAUGUUCUUGGUGGAACAGUCUUAUUGACCUCUGAAGGUAAACUUUACAUAUGGAAAGCAUAUAAUGUAAGUUCAGAAUGUGAAACUUAUAUUGAAGUAAUGAACAAAACAAAAAUGAUGCUUACAGAACUAAAAGAUAAGGAGGUUAAUGUCUGUGAUGUUUGUCACUAA
Messenger RNA from Entrophospora sp. SA101, 369 nucleotides. NCBI's taxonomy places the organism in Eukaryota, Fungi, Glomeromycota, Glomeromycetes, Entrophosporales, Entrophosporaceae. The record is from the annotation of a GenBank genome assembly.